AUAAAACGCAUUUGACAUUGAUAUUGCAAUUUAUUAUGAUGCCGUUACGAUGUUGUUCCUUUAUCAGAUUUAUAUCGACAUGAAAAACAUAAUAUGUGCUCAUAAUGAUCUGAUAUGCAGAAUAUCCCAAUUUUUUUACCCUGGUCGCCUCCAGACAGUCGACCGCCGACUGCUGAUAUUCCACAAAACUCCCGAGACAAGACACUCAGUGCCGUUCACUAAGACUCUCGUCUAAUGGGUCUAACAAUAUCUCCUUAGAAGCCAGCACUGGAUAAUAUGGGUACCUGUAUUGACUGUAAGCAAAGAAAGCCAAAACUAUGAUUAUCCAGUUCAGAAUUAUAGCCUACAAUGACAUGUACAUGUAGGUAGAUGGGGAGUGAUUAAUUCCAGGAGUACAUGUACAGGAGACAGUGGCUUCAUCACAAUCCACUCACACAAAAUGACAGCGGACCAGCAGCCUUCUAGUCCGCAGAAUUCUGGAGUUGGUGUAUCUGUACGCCCAAGUCAUCGAUCAUAUAGGGCCUAUGUACGCCAGCAGCAGAAUCUCGUUGUGAAGGAGGAGGAUUUAGGCAGUCCUCGAUUAUGGCGUCAGAUGACAUGUGGAUUUGUGUGUGCAGCAUGUGUUGGACUGUGCAUGUUGACAGUGGGCAGUGUAUUUAUUGCUGAGGCUAUACACUCCAAGUAUUCCAUCACCAUCAUGUUAUGUGUCAUGGGAAUGGUUUGUGGUCUUAUCAUAUUGGUUGGAACAUUAAUCCUGGGAAAACUUUGGAUAUCAAGAAAAUGGCGGAUAGCCCACGGCCAGCAACCCUCGCAACACCCGCCACAGCAGUGUUUUCACACCUGUUCAGUGAUCAACACACCUUCCCAGGACCAGCUGGCCUACACCAGUGAUCCUCCUCCAGCCUACGAGACCAUCAUGAUGACUGACCUGCCCCCUGGGGUCAUUUCCCCCGUCCAUCCCCCAGACACCGAGCCAUCCACCUCCCAGGGGGUGACCAGGUAUCAAGUGAAAGCUGUUAUGGCGCUCCCUCCAAAAUAUAGCGACGUAGCAGCUCCACUGCCGUCGUAUGGCGAACAAGUUUAAAGUCAGUGUCACCAGAAACCAAAAUAAUGGAACCCGCCAAACGUUCUUAUCAGAGAUAUGUACUAGGUAUAUGCUUGGGUGUUCAGUAAAUAGAUGAUUUGUUUUGCUGUAUUUUUCAUCUGAUGUAAAACUUUUGUGGCUUAGAGGUUAGAGAGAAAACUAUGUGAUAUGUUAAUAUCAGGUUGAGAUGUUAAACAAGAAAAAAAAGUACAUCACAGUGAUUCAUAUAGGUACAUGUUAUAGAAAUUACAUGUUUACCUGUUCAAUAAUUAAAAAGUCCCAUCAAUCGUUUAAAAAAAAAAUCAUACCCGAAAAUGUCCUCUCAUUGUGAAAUCAUUACAUGUAAUAUCAAAAGGGAACAUUUUUUAUGAAUUGAAAUUUGAAGGCCAACAAAAUCUUUGAACCAUGUCACUGAAAUUUAAUGUUUGUCAUCACAUAACAAAAGCACUCUCCCGUAUAUUGUUCACAUGUAAUAGUGUUAUAACACUGACCUCACAUAGCUCUGGUUGUGACCUCAUAACAAUUAGGAUCAUGUACCAUCAUGUAAGGUACAGUAUCAUUACACCAUAAUACAUACAAUCAUGUGACAUCAUGAUAUAUUUAGAUAUGAUCAUAUGACAUUGAAAAUGACAUCAUGUGACACCAUGAUGGAGGCGAUGAACAAUAUAACAUCAUGAUAUAUUUAGAUAUGAUGAUG
Mizuhopecten yessoensis (Yesso scallop) is the source of this 1781-nucleotide messenger RNA. RefSeq lists its product as uncharacterized. Lineage: Eukaryota; Metazoa; Mollusca; Bivalvia; Pectinida; Pectinidae. The transcript is spliced from 4 exons. Bases 440 to 1084 code for a protein of 214 amino acids. The record is from RefSeq and is a predicted model, not a curated record.